Messenger RNA from Salvelinus sp. IW2-2015, 917 nucleotides. RefSeq names its product tyrosine-protein kinase STYK1-like. The record is from RefSeq and is a predicted model, not a curated record. NCBI's taxonomy places the organism in Eukaryota, Metazoa, Chordata, Actinopteri, Salmoniformes, Salmonidae.
GAGUAGGUGUUUCAACUUUUGACCUGUACUGUACAAUGUUGUAACCUACAAGGCCUCAUGUUUUACCCACUUUGCCUUGCUUUGUUGUUAGUAUGUCUUCAAUGUCAGAAGCAGACUCCCGCUGUAAACCGGGAGACACCAUCUGUAAUAUCCGUGUGUACGAGCAAGAAGUGAUCAUCGUGCCCAUCCUCCUAUUGGCUAGCUUCCUGGUCAUGCUGGUCUUCAUCAUCCUGCUACGGUACUGUCCUGAGAAGGUGGACCGCAUCCGACCACAGAACACUGUGGCCACGUCCAGAUCACAGCGCUCCAGAAGACAACUGCACGGCAUUGAUGCUCCCCUGGGUAUCAACCCCCUGGAACAUGAGACUAUUGCUCUCGAUACCCCCUCCUACUCUACCUUCUCCCCAACUCACUCCCACCCCUCCUCAAACUGUCUCUCCUUCUCUGUGAGGACUCCCUCUCUCCCCCCUAUCCCCCCACCCAAGACCUUCAUCCCAUCCUCCCUGUCCAGCCCCCUGCCCCAGGCGUUGACACCUUCCUUCACCCCUAUGGUCCAGCCCAGGGAGCUGCCUCGCCAGAGGCUGCCAGAGUCCUUCAACCUAGUGGCCUCGCUGCCCGCAGCCUUCUCCCUGCGCUCUGACAAGGCUGUCUCCCUCUACAGGGCCCGCAUGGACAACAGGAACGCUGUGCUCCGAGUGCUCAACGACUCUGCGAGCGCCACAGAGAGGCACAAUUUCCUGGGCUUUGCUUCCUUCUUGUCCCAGCUGGGGCCACACCCCUUCCUGCCGGAGCUCCUGGGCGUGGUUUCUCUGCGUGUGCCCCUAGUUACCGUUGUUGAGGAGCUAGAGAACAGAGAUCUGCUCAGCUUCCUGUGGCGGUGCAGACAGGUAGGAACCACAUUACCCAUGAGNUCUUAA